AUGGACUUGGAGAAGCUCUACAGAGAAGACCACACACUCUUCAAAGUCAUCAUUGGAGGUUUCAACACCAAGAUUGGACUAAGAAGAACGUCUGAAGAACGUCACAUUGAGACCCACGGAUUAGAAUGGAACGAACAGGGUGAGCGGCUAUCUGAGUUUAUCAUGGCGAACAAGACAAUCCAUGGCAACUCGCAGUUCCGGAAGCCCCACCCUCAGCGCAGGACGUGGGUGUCUCUCAAUGGAGAGUACCGUAACGAAAUAGACUACAUAAUAGUAAAUAGAAGGUCUUGCCUAACAGAUGUCACUGUUGUCCCAAAAUUCUGCACGGAAUCAGACCGCCAACUCCUUCGUGAAAGAUUCUAUUUCUCGCGGAAAGGAGAAGAAGCCGCCAAAUUCCAAAACAGAAAUCCCAGAAACACCGCAAACUGGGAUUUCUUCAAGUCAUUAGUCGGCUGUUGGGAAGAUGCCGUUAUCGAUAACAUCGACGAGGAACACCAUGGGCUCAUUCAAUAUCUUCACGCUAGCACCCAGAAAUACUCGAGCUGA
Molecule: messenger RNA, 546 nt
Organism: Angiostrongylus costaricensis
Lineage: Eukaryota; Metazoa; Nematoda; Chromadorea; Rhabditida; Metastrongylidae
Source: the annotation of a GenBank genome assembly